This is a messenger RNA of Labrus bergylta (ballan wrasse), 1313 nucleotides long. Lineage: Eukaryota; Metazoa; Chordata; Actinopteri; Labriformes; Labridae. The record is from RefSeq and is a predicted model, not a curated record.
GAAUGUGAUCCUGCAGAGAGAAGAGCAGAGCGGGAUGGAGAACCCGAACCCGAACCCGAACCCGAACCCGAACCCGGCACAGAACCAGAACCAGAACACACCGGCCUCGUGCACCAAAGGAACCGACGUUCAGAUAUGGAGAGGAAAAGAAGAACCGCAGAGUGACACAUCCUUCCAAACAUCGACGUCUUUGAAGACAGAGAGAGAGAAACCGUACAGCUGUGACCUCUGUGAGAAAGCGUUUGCUCGUCUGACUCACUUGAAGAACCAUCAGAGCGUUCACACGGGAGAGAAACUACACGGCUGUCGGCUGUGCGGGAAAGCGUUUGCUCGAGCGGGUUCUUUAAGAGUCCACUUUCGCAUUCACACCGGAGAGAAACCGUUCACCUGUGACCAGUGUGGGGCCACUUUCUCACACAGGGGCCACUUCAAAACUCACCAGAACAUCCACACCGGAGAGAGGCAGACCGAAUGUGAUCAGUGUGGGAAAACGUUCACCAACGCCGCCGCCUUGAAGUACCACCUACGCAUCCACGCCGGGGAGAAACCGCACGAGUGUGAGCACUGCGGGAAGUCCUUCACCAGACGGAGUCCUCUGAUCCGUCACCUGCGCAUCCACUCCGGAGAGAAGCCGUACUGGUGCGAUGUGUGCGGGAAACAUUUUGCUCGAGGGAGCGCCAUGAAAGUCCACCGCCGCCUUCACACCGGAGAGAAACCGUACUGGUGUGAUCAGUGUGGGAAAACGUACGCCGCGUCAGGCAGCCUGAACCUCCACAAACGAUGUCACACAGGGGACUUUUAACUCUUCUCACAGCUGUUUGCUGAUUUGUUACCAUGGCAACAACAUGCAGCAAAAGGGCCGAGGUCGGAUUCGAACCGGAGGACUGUUGCCUCUGUACAUGGGACGCGCGUCAUAACCGUUAGGCCAUAGUCACUGAUAUGAUCCGUUCUAGUUUCUGAAUAUAUUUGACAUUUUUCAUAUUUAUUCAUGAUUUGUUUUGACGAACCUGUUCCACUGAGACUCAGACCUUUAAAACAGUAUUUGAACGCUCCCCCUCUCAGGUAAACACCGGGCAGGUUUUGUCUUCAUGAAAAGUUUUUCGUCAUCGUUUUGUUUGUAUUAAAAAGUUUUACCCAAACUCCAGAAACGAUGACUAACCAUCUUUUCUUCUGCUGCGUUCCUCGUUUCUUUUGUUUCAUUUUGCAGCGUUUCUGUUUCUAUUUUUUUAUCGACUUCCUCUGAAUGAUCUUUGACUUCUGUUUUGAUUCUGUUCAUGUGUCUGGAUCUGUAGAAUAAAAACUCCUCCAGAUGA